AUGCAAUUUGGUGGCAGGUCCUCCACCAAAAAUAACUAUUCCCAGAGGCGCCCUGGGUCAUCAAACCAAACUCAAAAUCACUCUCACGGGUUCAAGCUGUUUGGGCUACAGCCAGGGCAGGGUGCUCCUAUGGAUAUUGGUGCAGUCCAACACAGAGAAAUGUGCAGAUUCAAGGGCAACUGCUACAACUGUGGCCAGGAGGGACACAUGUCCCAAGAUUGCAGAAGAACGGAGAAACCGGACAAUUGGCUUAAUACUCUUGCCAGUUGUUUGUAUGACAAAAUCAGGGCCUUCUUCUAUGAUCAGCAGGUUACUGAAAUGAAAGCUCAGGGAAAAGAGUUCAGAGCUUAG
Serpula lacrymans var. lacrymans S7.9 is the source of this 351-nucleotide messenger RNA. RefSeq lists its product as uncharacterized. The record is from RefSeq and is a predicted model, not a curated record. The coding region runs from base 1 to 351 and encodes 116 amino acids. NCBI's taxonomy places the organism in Eukaryota, Fungi, Basidiomycota, Agaricomycetes, Boletales, Serpulaceae. Gene Ontology annotation, molecular function: nucleic acid binding; zinc ion binding. The transcript is spliced from 2 exons.